Molecule: messenger RNA, 1907 nt
Organism: Cyprinodon variegatus (sheepshead minnow)
Lineage: Eukaryota; Metazoa; Chordata; Actinopteri; Cyprinodontiformes; Cyprinodontidae
Gene: cpm
Product: carboxypeptidase M
Exons: 8
Coding region: 80-1201 (373 amino acids)
Biological process (GO): proteolysis
Cellular component (GO): cell surface
Molecular function (GO): zinc ion binding; metallocarboxypeptidase activity
Source: RefSeq, a predicted model, not a curated record
GCAGUUAUGGGUGUUGGCUCUGGGUGUCAGCCCUCGUCGCCACACCAUUGGAAUCCCAGAGUUCAAAUAUGUUGCGAAUAUGCAUGGAAAUGAGGUCCUGGGCCGCGUGCUCCUGCUCCAGUUGAUUGAAGAGCUGGUGCGAGGUUACCGUGACAAGGAAACAUGGUCGCUGCAGCUGCUGAACAGCACUCGGAUCCACAUCCUGCCGACGAUGAACCCAGAUGGUUUCGAUGAAGCUGAUACACACUGCCUGUUCAGCCAGGGAAGGUUCAACCAUAAUGGCGUCGACCUGAACAGGGGAUUCCCCGAUGCUUUUGCUGGUCUUCGAAAGCAGCGGGAGCUAAAAGAGGAGCAGAGGGAAGCUGAGGUGAGAGCUGUGAUUGGCUGGUUAAAGACGGAGACUUUUGUUUUGUCUGCGAACCUUCAUGGAGGAGCGUUGGUAGCCAGUUAUCCUUAUGACAACAGUGACAGAGGUUCGGAUUUCUUUGGCGCGCCCAGCCUUUCCCCAGACGAUGAUGUGUUUGUCCACCUGGCUAAGGUUUACUCAUACAACCAUGCAUCCAUGCAUCGGGGGAACCUCUGUGACGACACUGGACCUUUCCGGGAUGGCAUAACCAAUGGAUACCACUGGUACCCUUUGGAAGGUGGGAUGCAGGACUACAACUAUGUAUGGGCACAGUGUUUGGAGCUGACACUGGAGCUUUCCUGUUGCAAGUUUCCUCAAGUGAAAGAACUUCCUUCCUUAUGGGAAGACAACAAAAAGGCUCUCCUGGCUUAUAUUCAGCAGAUCCACCUGGGAGUGAAAGGCCAAGUGUUCGAUGGUUCGGGUAAACCGGUGCCAAACGCAGUGGUGGAGGUUGAGGGUCGCAAAAAUAUGUGUCCAUUCAGAACCAACCAACAUGGAGAAUAUUACCGGCUGCUUGUGCCUGGAGUCUACACCUUUAAAGUGAGGUACCCGGGUCAUGAGGUUCUGACAGAAACCCUCAGAGUCCCGUAUGGUCCAGAUCAGUACUCUGCCAUGAAGCAUGACUUCAUGUUACGACGCAUCGCCUCAGCGACUUUCCCCGCUCUACCUGAGCCGAGCCCUUCCUGUAAUUACACAGUACACCCUGGAGGAGGUUGUGCCACGGCAGCGUCCAUGUGGAGCAGGCUGACAUUGGGGUUCAGCUUAGUGAUGGUUAUGCAAUCAUUAAUAGACUAACGUUAUCCUGACGGUAAAAAUGGCCUCCAAGGAGGUGGUGGUUAGAAUUACAGCAGCAAUGUGAGAUUGUCUCUAACAAACGAAACACUAGAAGACCAGGAAAGGAAACAGGAAAGAGUUGAGAGGUUACCGAAGGCAUGUUUGGAUACACAGGUUGCUGCCAGUUUAGUGGAUAGAAAAUGUCCGGCAUGAAGUAUAAAGCUGCUUACGGCUGAAGGAAAAGGUGCUGCCAAGUGACGGUCGUCAGUAUAUUUUGUUUUAUUACCAUUUUAUUUAUGACCAGAAAAAGCAGCAAGAUAAAGAUGAUGGCUGGAUUCCAUCUUUCAGGUUUCUGUUACAGAGUUGUAAUGCUGAAUAUACCUGCAAAAAAAUAUGAUUUGCAUUUAAAUGUAAAACAUAUUUAACCAGAUUUUAAGGUUCUCUGAUAGACUGUCAACACUUACAAAAAAGAUAAUUUUUUUGUUUCUUACAAUCUUACAGCUGAAUUCUUUGACUUUUCUAUCAAGCUGUUAGACCGCUAACAGAUCGGAUAGCUGGAGAGUUCUACAGACAUAUGUGACAAUAACUUCAGGAAGUCUUUAAAAUUUGCCACAAACAUUGUACUUUCUAACCAAAAACUGUCUAUUUAGGGUAAUUAGCUUACUUUUUGUUAUUUAACAUUUCUAUAGAAAGAUAGUCUAACAUUUUUAUUUCAAACUGUUGUGCC